AUCCUUCCAAAAAUAUUUCCAAAUUUUAAUUUUCUCUGUUCAGAAAUUUGGCCAUCUGAACAAAAUAUAAAAAAAAUUAAAACGAUUCCAAUAUUAUUUUUAUCGGGUAAAAAAGAUGAAAUUAUACCACAAUACCAUAUGAAAACAUUAUUUGAAUUAGCUCGAACUAGUAGUGGUAAAGAAUGGAUCGAAUUUAGUGAUGGUAGUCAUUUAGACACAGUUUUACAACCAAAUUAUUUUCAAUAUGUUGGUCAAUUUCUUCAAAAACAUAUUAUUGGUUGGAAAGUUUGGUAAUAUGAGUUUUAAUAAAUUUGAGUCGACGCUUAUUGGUCCAUGUCGUAGAAAUCGAAUGAAUAUCUCUGUCGAUCGUGUCGAUCGUGGACACGUUUUUUGUUUGUUAUCUACAUAAAAUAAAUGCAUUUAUCAGAUGUUACAAGUAUAGCCUUACUUUUUAUAUUAUUAUUCUGUAAUCAAUACAAAGAGGAAACCAAUUUCACUUUAUGAGCUCUGUUCGUCUUGACGUUUUGUCAAGUGACGACUUCGACGAUAGUCGUUCUUAUAGCUCUUUUAUUGGAAAUAACCUUUCAGAAAUGGAUCAAUUAAAGCGUAGACAUACUAAUACCUUACAAACACAAAAAGAGGGAUACGAGCCUUUCGAACCUUUAGAUUACGAUGAAAACGGUAAAACUCAGAAGCCAGCUCGUUUGCCCGUUACUAAGUUACAAGAGAUUCAAGCGUUUUAUAAGGAAUACUAUGAUAUUAUUCAUCCUCUAUUUUUCACCUUCUUAUCAUUUUGGACAAGGUUUUAUUUAAUUUCACUUUCAGAUAUCGUAUUAUGGGAUGAGGCACAUUUUGGAAAGUUUGCAUCACAUUAUAUCAAACAAGAAUUUUACUUUGAUGUACAUCCACCUCUUGGUAAAAUGAUAGUUGCAUUGGCAGGACUAAUUGCUGGUUACAAUGGAGGAUUUGACUUUGCAUCCGGUGCAAAGUAUCCAGAAAAUGUUAAUUAUACAGUUAUGAGAAUGUUUUUAGCUUCAUUUGGUGCAUGGCUGGUUCCUUUGGCUUAUUUUACGGCCAUUGAAUUGGACUUUUCGCAACAUGCCGUUAUUUUGGCGACUCUCAUGGUAUUGUUAGAUACCGCAUAUCUUUGUAUAAGCCGUUUCAUCCUAUUAGACUCAAUGUUAUUAUUUUUUACUUUUACAACUAUAUUUUUUAUGGUUAAAUUUCAUAAUCAGAGACAUGACCCAUUUUCGAUAGAUUGGUGGUUAUGGCUUAUUUUGACUGGAAUUUCCAUUGGGUGUGUCUCAAGUAUUAAAUGGGUCGGAUUAUUCGCAACAGCACUUGUUGGAUUGUAUACAAUUGAGGAUCUCUGGGAUAAAUUUGGAGAUUUGAGCAUUCCAAAGUCCAUAUAUUUAAAACAUUGGAUAGCGAGAAUAAUUUGUUUGAUAAUUCUACCUAUAUUGAUUUAUAUGUUGAGCUUUUCUAUUCAUUUUUCAAUCCUUACUAAUAGUGGACCUGGUGAUGCUCAAAUGAGUUCUCUCUUUCAAGCUGGACUCAAUGGAAAUGACUUUUCGGAAAAUCCUCUUGAGGUGGCAUAUGGAUCAAAAAUUACGGUCAAGAAUAUGGGAUAUGGGGGUGGUCUUUUACAUUCUCAUGUUCAAACAUACCCAGAAGGGUCGGGACAACAACAAGUAACUUGUUAUCACCAUAAGGAUUCUAAUAAUGAUUGGAUUGUUACAAAACCAAGAGAAGCUCAAAUAAACAAUAAUGACACUGAGGUUGAAUUUGUGGUUCAUGGAGAUACAAUUAGAUUAAUACAUGAUGGUACUGGAAGAAAUUUACACAGUCAUCAAGUUCCUGCUCCUGUAACAAAAUCACAAUGGGAAGUUAGUGGCUAUGGUAAUGAUACCAUCGGAGAUGUUAAUGAUUAUUGGGUGAUUGAAGUUAUAGAUGAUUUGUAUACAAAGACGAAUCGUAUCAGAUCAUUAACAACUCGUAUGAGAUUUCGCCAUAGUCUUCUUGGAUGUUACCUUCGAGCUGCUAAUGCAAUUUUACCACAAUGGGGGUUUAAACAAGUUGAGGUGUCAUGUGAUAAGAACAAUAAUCCAAGGGAUUCAUUCACUCACUGGAAUAUUGAACGACAUUGGAAUGAUAAAUUGCCAAGUGGGGGUAAAUCCUAUUAUAGGUCAAAAUUUUUGCAUGAUUUCUGGCAUUUAAAUGUUGCCAUGUAUACAACAAAUAAUGCACUUGUUCCUGAUCCUGAUAAAGAAGAUAUUCUUGCAUCUACACCAAGACAAUGGCCAAUUGUAGAAGUUGGGUUGAGAAUGUGUAGUUGGGCAGAUGAUGUUGUUAAGUUUUACCUACUCGGGAAUCCAAUUAUAUGGUGGUCUGGUACGGCAUCUUUAGUAAUUUUUGUAUUCACAUUACUUUACUAUUUAAUAAGACGACAGAGAAAAUAUAAAGAUCUUUCUCCAGCACAAUGGGACCAUUUUUUAUAUGUGGGAAAAGUAUGCGGGAUAGGCUGGUUAUUACAUUAUUUACCGUUUUGUAUUAUGGGAAGAGUUACAUAUUUACAUCAUUAUUUUCCUGCAUUAUAUUUCUCAAUGUUAAUGGCAGCAUUUAUGAUGGAUCAUUUCACCGUUAGUUGUAAACCAAAAACAAAAAAUAUAAUAUUUGGCAUAUAUUAUUCAUUAAUUGUAAUAGUAUUUUGGUAUUUUAAAGAUAUAGCAUUUGGUAUAAAUUAUCCUGCUAGCGAAUUAAAAAGUAGAAAGUGGCUUAGUACUUGGAAUAUUGUGGAUUAA
Messenger RNA from Rhizophagus irregularis DAOM 181602=DAOM 197198, 2801 nucleotides. The record is from RefSeq and is a predicted model, not a curated record. NCBI's taxonomy places the organism in Eukaryota, Fungi, Glomeromycota, Glomeromycetes, Glomerales, Glomeraceae.